Centropristis striata (black sea bass) is the source of this 1638-nucleotide messenger RNA. RefSeq names its product adenylate kinase isoenzyme 5-like. Gene Ontology annotation, biological process: nucleoside triphosphate biosynthetic process. The record is from RefSeq and is a predicted model, not a curated record. Gene Ontology annotation, cellular component: cytosol; cytoplasm. Bases 65 to 1513 code for a protein of 482 amino acids. Gene Ontology annotation, molecular function: AMP kinase activity; ATP binding. The transcript has 8 exons. Lineage: Eukaryota; Metazoa; Chordata; Actinopteri; Perciformes; Serranidae.
UAGAUUGACAUAUAGAUAGGACAGAAAGAGGAGACAGCAGAAGAAGAAGAAGAAGAAGCUGAAGAUGAGCAGCAGAGAAGUGAAGGAGUACCUGUCUCACCAUCACGUCCCUCAGCUGCUGGAGAGUCUGCUGACAGGUCUCCUGUACCAUCACCCCGAGGACCCCGUCAGCUUCCUGCAGAGCUGCCUGAUGUCCACCAGACAGCUGGGGGGUCCUGAGGCCGUCACCUGGGACACCUUCAUUCACCUGGAGAGACAGCAGCAGAGACCGGGACCCCCCAAGACAGCAUCUUUACUCCCUAUAACCACAUCGAUGACCUCCAGAACAAAACCUGGACCUCCAAUAAAACCCCCGAUACCCCAAAGACCUCUUGUACCCCCUUUAACACCAUCAGUUCCCCCUAAGACAACAGCUUUACCCCCCAGAAUACAAGCUCUGCCACUGAAAACAGCACCUGUACCUCCAAUAAAACCCCAGAAACCUCUUAAACCUCCAAUAAGACCAACUCUAGCCCAAACAUCGUCCCCUCCUUCUCCUCUGAUAAAAUCCUCCACAGUCGUCCCACAGGGGUCCUGUUUUCCCUCUUUAAAACCCCAAACAUCCGCUUUACCCUUGCUAACAGUUCAAAUGUCCCCCAUCAACAAUAAGACCCCCUCUGGACCCCCUCAGACAGCUCCUGAACCCAGACACCUCCCCCCAGUCCCACCUGGACCUGCAGAAACCCCACCUGUCCAGAAUUUCAACACAGACGUUCCUGGUCCUGGUCCCAGUCCUCCAGUCCGGUCUCUUUCCAUAGACUCGGACUCUGACAUGAAGGAAAGUUCUGGACUCCUGCAGGAAGUCAGCAUCCUUCCUCCUCAGAAGCACCGCCCCCUCAUCAUCUUCAUCAUCGGUGGACCAGGAAGCGGGAAGGGAAGUCAGGCGGCGCGGCUUGCUCACUGCUUCAACCUCCGAGUUGUCUCAUUGGACGAGCUGCUGCGGAGGCAGCUGCUGAGACACGCCUCCCCCAGCAGGAGGUGGGAAGUGAUUUCAGAGAUGAUGGGUCACGGAGAGCUCGGCACACAGGAGGAAACCAUCUCCGAGCUGAAGCGGCAGCUGAUUGGUCAGAAAGACGUCACAGGGUUCAUCGUGGACGGAUUCCCUCGAGACGUCCACCAGGCGCUCAGCUUCCAGGAGCAGAUUGGCUGUCCUGACCUGGUGAUGCUGCUGCUGUGCUCGAAUCAGACGCUGCGCUGUCGUCUGCAGCAGCGCGCAACUCAGCUUGGUCUCCUAGGAGACAACAGCCACGCCCUGCGGAGACGCCUGGAGACGUUUCAGAGAGACGUUGUGUCCAUCAGCCGCUACUACAGACAGCUGCACCUGCUGACACAGGUGGAUGCAGACAGGCAGGAGGUGGAGGUGUUCACUGACGUGAAGUCAGCCGUCAAAGAGAGACUGCCGCUGCUGAAGGAUCCAUCAGGUCCGGCUGAUGUCCUCGCCCUGAGAACUCGUGAAUCAACCAGUGAGCAGUGAGACCCUGAGCUGUGUUCUUAUUGGAUAAUAAUCCCAAAGUCUGAUGAUGUCAUAACCUGUCCGUCACCAUGGUAACCAGUCGUCUGUGAUCAUGUGAUGUGUAAUAAAGAUCAAACUGAGUAAUC